This is a messenger RNA of Labeo rohita (rohu), 3079 nucleotides long. RefSeq names its product G protein-coupled estrogen receptor 1 (gene gper1). Lineage: Eukaryota; Metazoa; Chordata; Actinopteri; Cypriniformes; Cyprinidae. The transcript has 2 exons. Gene Ontology annotation, biological process: G protein-coupled receptor signaling pathway; cellular response to estradiol stimulus. Gene Ontology annotation, molecular function: nuclear estrogen receptor activity; G protein-coupled receptor activity. The coding region runs from base 572 to 1633 and encodes 353 amino acids. Gene Ontology annotation, cellular component: membrane. The record is from RefSeq and is a predicted model, not a curated record.
GGAAGGAAGCUGUAGUGAUAUUCUUCUCUGGACCUUCUGCCUGACAGCAGCGAGUUGUCUUAUAACAGUAGGUGGCGCAGACAGUGGAUCUUGUCCCGGUUAAGGAAUUACGAAUCUGCGGCAACUGUACACUGACUGCAUCACAAGCCCUCGUGAAUAAAGUGUCACAGUGGUGGUGUCAUUGCUGGACUAAAAAAAUCAUGCUCAUGGACUGGAGGAGACCAGACCGCACUGGAUUGAACACGUGUGAAGAGCAAAGUGUCCAAAAGAAAAAAAGGAACCACAAUCCCUAAGGAGAGACUCUUGGUGUUGGUGCUAUGGAUCACACAAGCCCAGGCAGCUGAGAAGACUGCCCUGAAAAUGGAGGUCUUCUACCCUGGCUGCAUCUCCAGAGACAAAUCUGUCUGGGUGGAAUCUAUCAAACCUUGAGCGCCCGCUUGUAAACAACCGGUUGCCGUCAGAAUGCGAAUGGAGGCUUACUGAAGGAUGCUCUCUAUAAGGCGAACUGGGCACUGACACAAAUGAAGUAUGUAGCACCAUUCACAGCACCUAAAACAGAGACUUGGCCAGUAUGGAGGAGCAGACUACCACUGUGAUUCAGAUUUACGUCAAUGGCACUGAGCAGUUCAAUGCUUCGUAUGACUUCAACCUAACCGAUGUGAAAGAAAGCAUAGACACCUAUGAGUUUUACAUCAUCGGCCUGUUUCUCUCCUGCCUCUACACUAUAUUCCUGUUCCCCAUUGGCUUCAUUGGGAACAUCCUCAUUUUGGUGGUCAACCUCAACCACAGGGACAAGAUGACCAUCCCUGAUCUGUACUUCGUCAACCUGGCCGUGGCGGACCUUAUUCUGGUGGCGGACUCGCUCAUCGAGGUCUUCAACCUCAACGAGAAGUACUACGACUACGCCGUCCUUUGUACCUUCAUGUCGCUUUUCCUCCAGGUGAACAUGUACAGCAGCAUCUUCUUCCUUACAUGGAUGAGUUUUGACCGAUACAUCGCUCUGGCUAACUCUAUGAGCAGCAGUCCGCUGCGAACCAUGCAGCAUGCCAAACUGAGCUGCAGCCUCAUCUGGAUGGCCUCAAUCCUGGCGACUCUGCUUCCUUUCACCAUUGUGCAGACACAACAUACCGGUGAGGUACACUUCUGCUUCGCCAACGUUUUUGAGAUCCAGUGGCUCGAGGUGACGAUUGGAUUUCUGGUGCCCUUCUCCAUCAUCGGCCUGUGCUACUCCCUGAUCGUCCGCAUCCUAAUGCGUGCCCAGAAGCACAGGGGACUAUGGCCACGCCGGCAGAAGGCCCUGCGCAUGAUCGUGGUAGUAGUGCUGGUUUUCUUUAUUUGCUGGCUGCCGGAGAAUGUUUUCAUUAGCAUCCAGCUGCUCCAAGGCACGGCCGACCCGUCGAAACGCAGUGACACCACGCUGUGGCACGACUACCCUUUGACCGGACACAUCGUCAACCUGGCUGCAUUCUCCAACAGCUGCCUAAACCCGAUCAUUUACAGCUUCCUCGGGGAGACUUUCAGGGACAAGCUGCGCCUCUUCAUCAAGCGGAAGGCCAGUUGGUCUGUGGUCUACCGCUUCUGUAAUCACACCCUGGAUUUGCACAUCCCUGUCAGGAGCGAAUCCGAAGUGUAGCACAGGUGUGGCAACCUACAGUUCCUGAGGUUGUCAUUUGCCUUGUCCCGCUUUCCAGAACUUGGUCAUGAAUUGACAGAGAGAUCCUUGGGUUAGGUUGACGUCAUGAACACUGCCUAAUUCAUAAAGUCGGCUGAGCAAAACAAGGAUUAUUCAGGGUGAAUCACCUGCUGAUGAAGUGGAUUAUAAAACACGGAUGCAGAGCUUGGCCUAUGACUACCUUUUACAGAUAAUUCAAAUAAUAGGAUAGCAUGUCACAAUGAAGACUUUUAUAGGAUGAUAUCCUCCGUGUCCAUUUUCAAGGGAUAGUUCACCCAAAAAUGAAAAUUACCCCAUGAUUUACUCUCCCUCAAGCUAUCCUAGGUGUAUAUGACUUUCAGACAAAUACAGGUGAGUGGGUGGUAUUAUUCAAUAGUCCAUUAGAAGGCCAAAAAACUGCGUUCAUCCAUCAUAAAAAGCAGUCCACACAACUCUGGAGGGUUAAUAAAGGCCUCUUGAAGCAAAUCGAUGCAUUUUUGUAAGAAAAAAAUCAAUAUUUAAACCAUAAUCUGUAGCUUCUGCUAACUGUUGACAAUUUCUUCACAUAGAGAGUGGUGUUCAAGCGGAAAACAUGGUGAAAACUGACGAACGCGAAAGCGCAAAGAAGAGAGCAAAACAAAACACUGGUCACGAAUUAGAAGUGCAAAACGAGGAUUUGUAAAGAAAAAUGUCAGAGGAUUUCGAUGUAAGCCAGGAGGUGACUGGUUUUCCUUUGCUAAAAAAAAAGAAACUUUGCUUUCCUUUGCUUCUGUAAACAAAGCUUGGUUCUUGUGAGACUACCAUAUUCUCACUGGAUCUUAUGCUAUGCCUACGUCCUACGUCAUCCGCUGGAAGGCCUUUGUUAACACCCCCAGAGCAGAGUGGGAAACUUUUUAUGAUGGAUGGACAUACUAUAUUGGAUAUUAAAAUCUCAACAGCCAUUACAAAGCUUGUAAGAGCCAGGACAUUUUUCAGUAUAACUCCGAUUGUAUUCACCUGAAACAGGUGGCGAACAUGGGUCCUGGAGAGUUUUGCUUCAGCCCUAAUCAAACACACCUGAACAAGCUAAUCAAGUUCUAAAGGGUCAUUAGGAAGCUACAGGCAGGUGAGUUUUUAUUAGGGUUGGAUCUAAACUCUGCAGAGCUGCAGUUUUCCAGGACCAGAGUUCGCCACCCCUGGUUUGAAAGAAAAGCGUCAUACACACCUAGGAUGGUUUGAGGGUGAGUAAAGCAUGAGGUAAUUUUCAUUUUUGGGUGAACUAUCCCUUUAAGGGCACAAACUAAGUCAUCAAAGCACCUGCGACCCAUUUCCAAUCUGAGUCAUUGUUAUAUACUCUCCUGUUCAUUUAUUAAUGUUAUUGAAACUGAUACAAUCAACGACUUAGUCUGUUCUGUUUUAAGGCUGAAUAAAUGUAUAUUUUAUAGGAUA